Molecule: messenger RNA, 2922 nt
Organism: Anarrhichthys ocellatus (wolf-eel)
Lineage: Eukaryota; Metazoa; Chordata; Actinopteri; Perciformes; Anarhichadidae
Gene: ccdc50a
Product: coiled-coil domain containing 50a
Exons: 11
Coding region: 248-1264 (338 amino acids)
Cellular component (GO): cytoplasm
Molecular function (GO): ubiquitin protein ligase binding
Source: RefSeq, a predicted model, not a curated record
CGGAGGGAGGGACGCUCGUAGAAAACCUGACAGGCUAGCUUCAAGCAGAGUAGCAGCUAGGCAAUUACAGAGGCGACGUAUCGGGAGAGGGUGGCCACCGAAACUAAUCAAAAGGGCCGUCCGGCACUUCAACCACCAAUCGAUUUUAUAAGCAAAGGCGAUCAAUCAGCCUGCGGUUAACCUUCGUUUGAAACGCGGAAGUGUAAUUCAACGUCAACGGUGUUUUUGACUUAUUAUCGGUGACACCAUGGCUGAAUGUGACGUUAGCAUCGACAAGAAUAAACUACCUGGAGUGAAAGAGGUGUGCAAAGACUUUGCUGUGCUGGAGGACCACUGCCUGGCCUACAACCUCCAGGAGCAAGAAAUUGAAAGCCACUUGGCGUCCAACGUCAACAAGAGCCGUCUCGUGCAGACGGACCUGCAGGUGGCCAAGAAGCUGCAGGAGGAAGAGGAUCAGAGGGCCAAGGGCCAGAACCAGAAACAGCACACUGACAUUGAGCGUCAAGACAAUGAGAUCGCCCAGGAGAUUCAGGAUCAACUGGUCCGACAGGCAGAGCAACAGCAGCAACAGGAAGAGAAGGAUGCGGCCAUAGCUCGUAAGCUGCAGGAGAAGGAGAUGAAAGAGGAGAAGAAGAGACAGAAGCAGCUGGAAUCUAACUUUGAGGAGGAGUACUUUGAGGAUCACGGAGGUCGUAUUGUGCACCGAGUGAGUGGAGCAGUAAUAACAGAAAAUGCGUACGGAGUGAGCGAGGCCACCAAGGGUUUGACAAAGCUGGAUAUCCGCGAGCAGGAGCUGAAGGACAUGGAGGUGGCCAGGAAAAUGCAAGAGGAUGAAAUCAAGGCAAGCAAGAUGCAUGUGCGGACAGCCCAGGUGGCGCAGGAUGAGGAAAUCGCCCGACUGCUGAUGGAACAAGAGAAGAAGGAGUACAGGAAGAAUCGAGAACGGGAGAACGAGAGAGAGCGGGAGAAGGAGAAGGAGAGGGAGAGGCUGGCCAUGGAGAAGAAGGCAAUGGAAAGGAGGCGGCCAGAGGGAGACCACAGGCCAAACUCUGAGGAAGUAGUCCGGCCCAGAACACGAGACGAGCAUGAACACCAGCGGCAGAGGAACCACAACAAGCCUGCCAAGCCUCCUCAGCCUCAUCAGCCUCAUGCUCACGACUAUGAGAAUGUGAACUCUGGCUACGGCUACUCGGACCUCCCUGCUCCCCCUCGCGCUCCCACCAGACCCGAGGCUGCUUACAAAGGUGCCUAUCACAGGCGGUGACUCAGGCUCUCUACCGACACGCUGUCAGUCCUCCCUUCAUCCUUUUUUUUUUUUUUUUUUUCAUAUAUUUUUCUUUGUUUUCAACCAUUCGCACUCGUUUGAUCAAAACCCUUGGGACAAUCUAUUGAGUGGGCAAUGGAAUUUCUUUUCUUUAAUACCUUCCAAAGUUGGCCCAGAGUAAAGGAAGUGGGGUCUGUGGGCGCUGGAACCACUCAUUUUUUUUUAAUUUGUAAAAUUGUGAUUAUUAUUUGUUUUAACUGACUCAACAUCAAGACAAGCCAGAAUAGCAGCCUUGUGACAUGAACUCCCCCUGAUUCUUAGCUGUUGAAAUAAAGGAACCUGACCUUUUAUGGUCAUCAUGUGCUGAUGUUCAUCCUAUCUGUGGACCAUUCCAUCACAAGGGCUCAAGGCCUCUUCUGGAUACAACCAUGCAAUCUUAAAAAUUCCUCAUGACUCUUCAUGGGACGUGCCUGUCUGGUCCAACACGGCUGCCACAGUGUCUUAAGAUACCAACAUGGCAGCUGCUUUGCACCCCCGUGCUGCAGUUCUGUUCUCUCGUCAUGCUGUUCACCGAGGCUACGCGAGCCCGAUCCACGUGCCAAACAGCGUACGACUGCUGAGGAAUACGCUUCUGUUAAAAAGAUAAGCCUUUAUCGAGAUGCUGGUAGCUUUGGCUUUGACAUGUUUUACCACCUUGUACCAGUGCAGAGGAGGCGGAGCUUUGUGAUCAUCUAUGGACAUUUAAUUGGCUGCAGGCUGUGUCUUCUUCUGCUUGUGAGGGGAACUUUGUAACCCCAUCACCCUUAAAACUGUGGAUGGAUGAUAUUCUGUGUAUGGCUCACUGUUUCUAUGUGCAUGCUUACUGAAAGUGUACAACUGUGUACAUGCAUUUCAGCUCUAUAUCAAAUGGCCCGGCUCCCUGUUUGUCUGAAAGGGCUAAAGCCACAAAAAGCCAAUCAUAUUUUUCUCUUUGUAAAUGAACAAACUGUUAGCUCAUAUACUGCUGUACAAUAUAUCUCUUUUCUGCCACCUUUUACAAUCUAAAACUGGCCCAUAAAAGAACCAGUACCAAAACGAAAUGCAUGUACAUUGCUUGUCUGUGUCAAACCUGAAUUUAUGCUUGUGCUAUUUGCUUGUUUUAUUUAAAUGUAAAUAUCCUUUUUGUUUUUUUACUUGUGCUACUGUAUUAUGUUCCCUAUUAUCUUGCGUCCCUCCACUUAUCUUUGUUCUGAAAAGGGAGCUUUAUAUUUUAUUUUUAUACAAUAUUUUGUUGUUUUUUCUCAGAUUUCUCCCUUAAUUUCCAUUCCCUCUCGCUCAGUUUUGGUUUUAUACUUUUUGUCUCAAGCUCAAAGGCAGACAUUACUUCCUGCCUGCAGUAAAGACAAACAUUCCCACAACAGAAGCACAUCUGGAUGGAGGGAAAUCAGUCUCCAGGUCUGCUGAAAUAUAUACUACUGCUUAAAGGGACCUAUUUUUGUGUUGGAGCUACUCCAGGAUCCAUUAUUUUCUGUUCAUAUUGAAUAAUAAGGUAAAUGAAGAGCACAGUACAGCCUUUGAGUUAACCGAAGUGUUUGUGAUGGCCACACAGUGAUUCAGUCCUUGAACAUUUAGUGCUGCUUCCAGGUUCUCACGUUAUAAUAAAUGUUGCUGAAAUUGUA